Molecule: messenger RNA, 390 nt
Organism: Phanerochaete carnosa HHB-10118-sp
Lineage: Eukaryota; Fungi; Basidiomycota; Agaricomycetes; Polyporales; Phanerochaetaceae
Exons: 1
Source: RefSeq, a predicted model, not a curated record
CAGAUCAUGACGAUGUAUGAUAUCAUCUGUCAAUGGAUUGUGCACGCAGAGCAAUGCAUGGACGAAUACCCCAACAAUUUCCGGACACAACUUGUGGACUUCAAAACUGAGCUACUCUACGCUAUAGGGAAGCUGCACUGGCAUGGCCACAAACCUGACGGCCACUCAUGCUACUCCCUCAAUUACAUCUCAGGAGCAGCACGAACCGAUGGUGAGGGCAUCGAGUGGUGCUGGUGGGACAUACAGCCAUUGGCAAGCAGCACACAAAUGCUGGGGCCUAGUGAGCGCCAAGGCUCAUUAAAUGACAAUUGGAGCUUCACAAACUGGGUUAAGCUUCUUGGGCUUGGUGCGUACAUCCUCAAUGAAUGGGCGAAGAAUUCUAACUGUUGA